Messenger RNA from Brassica napus (rape), 1893 nucleotides. RefSeq lists its product as uncharacterized. Bases 813 to 1025 code for a protein of 70 amino acids. The transcript has a single exon. Lineage: Eukaryota; Viridiplantae; Streptophyta; Magnoliopsida; Brassicales; Brassicaceae. The record is from RefSeq and is a predicted model, not a curated record.
AGGUGCGGCAGCGACCAGAAAAUUAACACUAAUGAAGAGCGAAGUAGCUAUGGUGGAACAGAAAUAGUCGCUGGAAGUGAUCUCCGGAUAACUCCGUGACGUCUUUUAUGGACGCCAAUUUUUUCAGCGACGUCUCUUGUUUGUAAUAGAUCUGUCGCUGCGACACUAAAUAGCUCCGUCACCCACGUUUCGCUCCAUUAAUUAAUAGAAUCACUGUUAUAUUUUCUGUCGCUGCGGCAGCGGUUCUGAAACGAACAGGGCCCAUCUAUAUUUUUUUCUGGCAUAUAAUGUCGACUCCUAGAAAUUCGAACAACUUAUCCAUUUGAUGUUGUGUCCAAAUGAACUAGGAGUAACCGCUAUUUCUAUAGUAAAAACUAAUUUUCUAGACAUUUAUAGAAAUAUACUUACGAUGAAUUCAUUGAUAAAGACAGAAACUCAGUGCUCAAAGGCCAAAUGUCUCUUGCAAUAAAAGAAAAAGAGACAAAGUGUCUCUUCUAACAAACAGAAAAAAACAAGAGAUACUACAUACCCACGAGAUCGAAUCAGAUUCUUAGCAUACCCAACAAUCAAUAUAUGGUGUGACAAUAGUAUAAUUUUAUAGUUUUGAUACUGCAGAGAAUGGUUCUUUUCUUCACCUUGCAAACUUCUAAAUUCGUUCGGUUGAUCAAGCUUAUGUUUCAUUACAAUCUCUCAUUCUUCGCACAAGCAUCCUAUAAAACAACGUACAUACACUAGCUAUAGCCCGUAGCUUUUACAACGAACUCUUGAAUUUACCAUACAUAUUAACCGGAUUGUUUUAAGAUACCGAGACGAUGGCGUUGAACUGGGGACCAGUGUUAAUGUCGGUGAUUCUGUUCAUCAUAUUGACGCCCGGAGUACUGUUCCAGCUUCCUGGGAAGACCAAAGCGGUUGAGUUUGGCGGAUUUCAGACAAGCGGCGCAGCUAUAGUCAUCCACACUCUUAUCUUCUUUGCAUGCAUCACAGUCUCCCUUAUCGCUCUUCAUAUCCACAUAUACGCUUCCUAAUCAAUUUAACAUUGCCGUGUCCCUCAAUGCUAGCUGCAUCCUUAAUUUUAUAUCCGAAUCAUCAGCUUUGAUUUCUAAUUCCCUUUAAGUGUUCUCUUCCUUGUUGUUUUAUUAGUACCUUUUUUUGAACUACUAUUAGUAUUAGUACCUUCUACAAUCAUAUGAUUUCAUUUUCUUAUAUAUGAAUCAUCAUGCAUGGACGAGAACUGACAAUUCUUUUCAUAAAUUAGAAUCUAAAUAUAUCUAUGACUACGGAUAUUCCAUUCUUCAAGGCUAAUUAACAAAGUAUUAUAAUAUUAAGAUAUAUAGUAUUGACAAACUACUUGAUGAAAAUUGUUAUUAUGAAAUGUUGAAAACAACAUAUGAAUAUAUGAUAUAUAUCUUCAUGGAGAAGCAAUAUAUAAGUGAAUUGAUAAGUACCUCUCGCCACAAACUUGCGCUCAAUCGGAACAAGUUAUCGUCACGUCAAACAUAGUAGAUCAUUAUCAAUUUGUUUUGUUAUUUUUGAACUCAACAUCACAUCACCAUUUCAUCACUUAGUAAAGGUUUAUAUAUUUUGAUUGAUUUAGAAAUUUAUGUAGUAUUUAUAAAUUCAAGUAAAAUAUACAAAUCCGGAAGUUUUCCUCGGAUUUGAGUCUUUGUAUUUUUAACAAAAAAAUUCAAACAAAUCUAUUCAAAUCCAUUAUAAAAUCAAAUUUAUCAGUAAAUCCUUACGAUCGAAUAACAUUUAAUUUGAUAUAAAAUUUAUGAAUCAUUAAACCAAUAACAUAUUAUUUUAAUAGAGAUUUGAAAAUCAUAAAACUAAUAACACUAGAUUUAGUUUGGAUUUUCGAAUCCAUUAAAAUACAACCAUUGGCCCACUAAAGCU